AAGUCAGCUGAUAGGAUAAAAUAGGGGAGCAGUGCAGCUGUUAAUUGUCAGUUGGUAAGGGGCAGGGGAACUGGGAAGAAGUGUCUAAGGAGCCUGUGGUCUCCUGUGGCUGAGUCAUUUUUCAGAUACUCCAGACAUUUCUCUUGUGGAACGCGAUGUCAAACAUAAAAGUUGCAAUCAGAGUACGUCCACGAACUAUUAGCGAAGCUACGCUUGAUCAUCAGUUAACGGUGCACAUGGGUGGCAACAAUAUAGUUCACUUACACAAUCCUACGAUAUCGAAAACCAGUGCGAAGUAUGGAUGGAAUGAUAAAAGGGCAUCAAGUCAGCCACGGCAAUUCGCUUUUGACUACUGCUUUCCUGCGACUGAUGGUUCUUGCGCUUCCGCCAAUAUUGCCAGCCAAGAAAAGGUAUUCGAAGAUCUGGGAAUGCCGGUGCUGAACUCUUUAUUUGAUGGAUACAAUGCGUGCGUGUUGGCUUACGGGCAAAGUGGAACAGGCAAAACUUACACCAUGAUGGGGACUCCACUGGAACCUGGAUUAGCUCCAAAACUAUGCACUGCUAUCUUUGAACGAAUUACUUCAGAAUGUGGUUGCAGUAACGUCCACCGACCUUCGUUUCGGAUCGAGAUUAGUUUUAUGGAGAUCUAUAACGAAAAAGUUCGUGAUCUUUUGGAAGAAUAUUCAAAUCGAGGCUCUGUGCAGCUAAAAAUCCGAGAACAUCCACAAUUAGGACCUUAUGUUCAAGGGUUAAGUCGUCAUACUGUGGAAGACGCUGCGGCGGCCUUGGGGCUUUUGAAGGAGGGAGUGGAGCGUAGAAGCUCAGCUGCCACACAAAAAAAUGGCCAUUCUUCUCGUUCGCACGCGGUAUUUACGGUACACUGCACAGCAGCUUGGGUCACUGGUGAAGGAUUGCCACGAGAAACUGUUGCAAAACUUCAUCUUGUUGACUUGGCGGGAAGUGAACGAGCAAGUUGCAAUCCUGUCAGCCGUCUCCGCCUCAAAGAAGGUGCGCUUAUUAACAAAUCUCUGGCCAGUUUGGGCAAUGUUAUCAACGCUUUAGCUGAAAAAGCUUCUCUGAGCAAGGGUAGCAUUAGUACGCUCAAUACUAGUAGCUCGUCUACCUCCAGUAUUAACAUACCGUCCGUCCAAACAACACCUUCCGCAACACCACGUCGUUCACAGACACCCUUCAUACCGUACCGCGAUUCAGUACUAACAUGGCUUCUCAAGGAUUCCUUAGGUGGCAAUUCCAAGACUUUUCUGGUGGCAGCCAUUUCCCCUUCUACUCGCGCAUUUAAGGAGACUUUAAAUACUCUUCGAUUUGCUGAACGAGCCAAACGUGUUGUAAAUGAACCGGUCAUCAACGAAAAUGCAAGUGUUGAAUUGAUUCACCAUUUAACGCAGGAGGUAACGCGUCUAAGAGCGUUGUUUGCUCAGUCGCAGGUGGAAUCCAAUCAAUCAAAUGAUAAUUCAAGUUUGAUUCCUUCUGAAAACAUCACCAAGUUGUUAGGCGCUAACCAUUCCAAGGCAUGUGAAUUAACCGAAGACUGGUUACGAAAAUGGCGUCGUGGAAUUGGGGAAGCAAUAUCAACCGUUCAUAGUACGCCACAGUCUACCGAGAUCGGUAUCCAGACCUCAUUCCCCAUCAUCAUGAAAGACCUGGGAAAUGUGAUACCUGCAAAAGAAUCCAAGUCGGCAAAUAGAGCGCCUGUGGAAAAUGCAACAAGUAACUUAGGAACUAUUGACUUCCAUAGUGAAACUAGUUGUUGGAGUGAUGAUAGUCUGGAUGGUUCAUAUCCGACAGAAUUUCGUCCAACAACCGACAGUCAUACCGAAUAUCCAGGAAUGAGCAAGCUAAUGGUGCAAGAAUCAGCCUCGAUCAUUAAACCAAACUUUCAUAUUGGAGAAAGUUUAUCUGCUCCAUUUUCGGGUUCCUUUCACCAGCAGAGACCGUCGCCAACUCCUUCGAGCAAAAAGCGAAUCAGUGCACGAAGAGUGAUUAAAACAGGGCCUGAUGUGCGAACAAUGUUUAAGAAUUCGGGGGAAAUCCAACAAAGUAGAUGUUCUUCGCCUUUAUCACCAUCUUUGGUUGUCACUGGUCGACCUCCAGAGAGUUUUUCUAAGCGAAAAGCCUUUAAGUACAUCCCAGAUCAAGUUCAUCCGUUCGGCAUUUCGGCUUGCUCUCAGAAAUUACCAUUAGACAAUUUGCCAUCAAAUCAAGACCAUGAGAUUGCAAAAGUAAAAUCAAAUUCUUAUGACGAAAAAAUGAUAAACAAUGAUUCACAUAAAUCAUAUCAAGAAUUGGAACUUGCUAGCCGUAGUGUAGAGUUUGUGCCAUCGUCUCGAAUCGGUUUAUCUUCUUGCAACUCGAAGGUGAACUGCUGCUGUCACAUUCUACAUCACGGUAGUCCUUGCAAGCUGCAACAUCAGAAUUUCUUAGCACAAAUUGGUUACCAGCGUAACAGCUAUUGCCAACAUGACAUAAGUUACCAGCAGAGUCGUGCAGUACCUUGUAAAUCCCAAUCGUUUGAUACCAUACUACGGGCAGAAUUGUUAGCCAUUCGUCGAAGAAUGGUGGCACGAACAGCUAGCCCCAAAGUGGCAGCCUCUUUGCGUUAUUUAACUCAAUGGCAAACCGAUUCGCUGGAAAACCCUCUCAGUAUAAAAAGUUAACAUAAUUUUCUAGAUGUGAUUUUAGUUUAGUCAUUCACACCUUAAUAUUAUCUUCUCAUUACUUGGCACCGCCUUAAAAAUAAUGCUCUUCCUAACCAUGAUCACUUUUAAUAUAUGAAUAGAUUGACAUUUCUUAACGCCGUCUUUUAACCAUUUUUUUGAUUAUUGCAAAUAUUCGUUUUUCUUUGACGUCCGGGUUCAAAUAAUAAUAUAUUUUUUUCCAACUGAACUUUUAUCUUUAACAUGUUCUUCGUGGAUUUCAAUGACUGCAAAAUUCGAAGGUGUUGGAAUAAAAGUCUGGCAGUUUGGCCUGGUGUAGAGAAAGGA
Molecule: messenger RNA, 3002 nt
Organism: Daphnia magna
Lineage: Eukaryota; Metazoa; Arthropoda; Branchiopoda; Diplostraca; Daphniidae
Product: kinesin-like protein KIF16B
Exons: 11
Coding region: 156-2675 (839 amino acids)
Biological process (GO): microtubule-based movement
Molecular function (GO): microtubule motor activity; ATP binding; microtubule binding
Source: RefSeq, a predicted model, not a curated record